This is a messenger RNA of Seriola dumerili (greater amberjack), 2331 nucleotides long. RefSeq names its product cytosolic purine 5'-nucleotidase-like (gene nt5c2l1). The transcript has 18 exons. The coding region runs from base 372 to 1745 and encodes 457 amino acids. Gene Ontology annotation, molecular function: 5'-nucleotidase activity. The record is from RefSeq and is a predicted model, not a curated record. Lineage: Eukaryota; Metazoa; Chordata; Actinopteri; Carangiformes; Carangidae.
CAGCAGUUGACAUCACCAAGUAGUUAAAAAAAAAAAAAAAAGAAAAGUCACAGGGAGGAGUUUGAGCCACCGUUGCAAAACUGAAAACAACACACAGGUCCACGCCUUCAAGUGUGUAAAUUUGGUGAUUUAAAUGCCCCUCCAAUGACUGACCGCAGAACAGUUGCGUGUGCACAUAAGUCACGGGAGCAGGACAAAAGCUUCGUUUACAGUUUGCAGAUACCAAUGGAUGCAAUGGACACAACCCCCAGCAGCUCCCCUGAUGGGCCCAGGGUGAAGAGAGGCUUUGACCAAAAGUGAGUUCAUUUAUUUGAAGGGUGUUUGUUAACCGAAGUCUGACGCUGGAAAACAUCAAAUGCUAUGGCUUUGACAUGGACUACACGCUGGCAGCAUACAAGUCUCCUGACUACGAGAGCCUGGGCUUUGAGCUGAUAAGAGACAGAAUGGUGUCUAUUGGAUACCCGCAUGAGCUUCUCCGCUACACAUACGACCCCAGCUUCCCCACACGCGGUUUAGUGAUUGACACCACAUACGGGAACCUCCUGAAGGUGGACUCGAAUGGGAACAUUUUAGUCUGCAGUCACGGCUUCCACUUCCUCAAAGGAGAAGACAUUCACAACUACUACCCCAACAAAUUCAUUCAAAGAGAUGACACUGACCGCUUUUAUAUUCUGAACACACUCUUCAAUCUGUCAGAGACUUAUCUCUACGCCUGCCUUGUGGACUUCUUCACCAGAUGCACCAGAUACACAAACCUCCUGAAAGGUUACCAGCACGGCGACUUGUUUAUGUCCUACAGAAGCAUGUUUCAGAAUGUCCGAGAUGCGAUGGACUUCAUUCACGAUACGGGAAUCCUGAAAGAACGAACUAUCAAGAAUUUGGAGAAAUACGUUAUCCAAGAUGCAAAUCUUUCUGUGCUCUUGACUCGGAUUAAAGAGGUGGCCAAGGUCUUUCUUGCCACCAACAGUGACUACAGCUACACUGAGGCCAUCAUGAAAUAUCUGCUUGAAAGUAAUACUAAGUCUGGAAGUCCGAAAAAGUCCUGGCGUUCCUUCUUCGACCUCGUCGUUGUGGACACCAAAAAGCCGCUGUUCUUCGCAGAGGGGACUGUGCUGAGACAAGUGGACACGGACACGGGAAAGCUUCGGAUUGGGACUUACACAGGCGACCUCCAGCAUGGAACUGUGUACUCUGGAGGAUCCUCUGACAUCGUCUGUGAUCUGCUGGAUGUCAAAGGUAAGAACAUUCUCUACGUUGGAGACCACAUCUUUGGCGACAUCCUCAAAUCUAAGAAACGUCAGGGCUGGAAGACUUUUCUGGUCGUACCGGAGCUCACCAAGGAGCUGCACGUGUGGGAGGAGAAGAAAAAUCUAUUUGAGGAGCUGAAACGUCUCGAUGCCUUCUUAGCUGAACUUUACAAGCACCUGGACAGCGACAGUCGAGAGUGUCCCGACAUCAGCGGCAUUCACACCCGAAUGAAGGUGCUGAACUACAGACUGGACAUGUCCUACGGCCAGAUGGGCAGCCUCCUGCGCAGCGGCUCCAGACAGACGCUGUUUGCCAGCCAGCUGAUGCGUUAUGCAGAUCUUUACUCCUCCACCUGCAUCAACCUGCUGCACUACCCCUUCAAUUACCUCUUCAUGGCUCCUCCAGUUCUGAUGCCCCACGAGGCAGCAUCUCAACACUCCACAGACUUUGAUUCAUCAGAGCUCACUACUGUCACCAACCAUACUGUCAGAAACUAAGUGCUGAAGACAGGUGCCCGAGAUGAGACAGAAGAAGAACAUGUGAAGCCUCUGCAGAAAACUUCAAAUAUGCUUCUACUUGUCACAGACAGUUCUCACUGAUGAAGGUGACUGUUUGCACCUGAGCAUGUAGGAAGGGUUUGUAGCAGCCAUGACGUGCCACCUUUAAAAAAAAAAAAAAAAAAACAAACAAAAAAAACAAAAAAAACCCCAAUCUCCUGCUCCACCUGCUGCGUAUGAAUUGCAUUGCCGUAACGUUUACCAGAUAAACCUUUAAAGCAUGUUGAGAUUUUAGAAUUUGGGGCAAGAACAGACUCAGGGUUACUGUAUAUAUGAGUGCAAAUUUGUCUUAAUUUGUUUAAUAUUUACAUGUGUUGCAUGUGCACUUUUGAUCUGAGGUUUGUGUAAUGGUUUUUAACUUUAUUUAUUUGUUGUUUGAGCAACUUCUAGUGAAUUAUCUCAAUAAAUUGUUCAUAUUAUGUUUUCAUUGUCUUCACUGAAGUACGACAACUAAGCAUGUAGGUGUAUAUGGUACAAGAGGAUCUUGGCUAAUAUUGAAAGAUGUGCUCACAUAGUCAUUUUAUAU